Drosophila suzukii is the source of this 1712-nucleotide messenger RNA. Lineage: Eukaryota; Metazoa; Arthropoda; Insecta; Diptera; Drosophilidae. The record is from RefSeq and is a predicted model, not a curated record.
UUAAUUCUUGAAGUGUCCAACGUGUGCAAUUAACUCGACAAAAGUACUUGGGCAAAGUGUCCGGGGGUCUGGGGCAUUUCAAUAUAAUAAUAAUGGUUCUGUACUCACUCAGUAAGCUGAUUCAUCUCCGGCAGGGAAAACACCUGCAGAUGUAGAUGUACACACCCAGUGAAACUCGGACAGACCACAAUGUUUGAGAUGCAGUAUAUCACCUCUCGAGUCCACCGAUUUUUGCAUAAAUUCUUUUACAUACAUCACGAUUACGACGAGUACUCGAUCUGGAACUUUUGCCCGAUGACCAUCUGGAAAGAGUUCACAUCCAUGCUCCAAUCCUGCUGCUUUUGCCGAACCUGGCUAUUCCCAAUGGUUUACUGGCUGGUGGUGCUCAUCAGUCUCUAUGGAGCUGGGGUCAAUUGCUAUAAGAUGAUGAAAAUGUGGAAGGACCCCUGUGGCAAGUUCACCGUGUGGCGUCAACGGCACUUCUACGUAAUGGAUCAAUUGGUGCUACGCAAGGUCCGUCUUGUAAGCUCCAGUAUCUACCAGAUCGCAUGGUUCAUGCUCGUCUACGGCAUUAUAAUGGUGUCCCCCAACGCAAUGGCUCCCUGGAUUCUGGUGACCAGCCUCGUCCUGUCCGUGGAGGUGUUCAUAUGGUUCUUGGAGGUGAUCACCGGCAUACUGCCGAUUAACCCGCAGACGGUGCUGUCACUGGUUUUGCACGUGUACUUUUUGGGUAUGGUGUGCUGCGUGAAAAGCGUGUUCGAGGUGGCGCUCGCUGAGCAGGCCGACUACUGGCUGCGGAUCAUUUGAGGACGGGUCGCCGCCGAAUGUCAUCAUUAAGUAAAGGUGCAGGGCCGGCAUAAUUGCAUCUGAACCUGCAUUAAGCCCAAUUAAGUUGGCGGCGGCACGCACACCAACUCGCCCCUAAUCAGUGUUGGCGAUACCCUUUACAUUCCCGUUGCCUUUCCGAAUACUCUUUCUUUCCAAAAACAAGAAAUCAUUAAGCUUUGCCUCAUAUUUUUGUAAAUGUUUCAUAGCUUUUUAUAUUCAAAAUUCUUUAUUGGAUCUUAAUCAAAUGUAUAAAUUAAUAAAGUGUAGUAUUAUUUGAAGCCAGUACAUAAGCCACAUAUUUUUUUUGAGUACAUAAGAAAAGGGUUAUAAUAUAUAUAACAUAUAAAAAGAGAAGUAUAUUAAUUUUAAUAGAAUAUCAUGCGAUAAUACAAUAAAUGAGUAUAUAUUUUAUUUGAAUAUUCCGUUUUUUUAUUAAGAUCUCUGGAAUUAUAUUACCAAACUAUAUCACCAACCUCUUUGACUUUGGGACACAACCCCGAUUUGGGAGAGGGCACAAUAUUAAUUCGCCUUUAUUUCAACACUGUUAACUUCAUCGAUCGGCGAAUUGCACCUGUUGCAACCCCAGCCUUAACCCCUCCACGUCUUAACCCCUUGUCUGCGAACCUCUCGCAAGCUGCAAGCCACCGAAAUCUAUACAUAAUUAAAAUGAAAAAAAGGAAAAAGCACGCACAAGGAGGGCAGUGCGUUGAAAGUUUAACGAGAUGGUUUGGUCUUAUAUCCUCGUCCGUCCAGACCAGUUAUGUGACAUCCGAACCCCUAAAAAAAAGAAGGUAUAUAAAAAAAUACAUAUAAAGGAAAAAAAGUUACAGCUGGCCCCUGGGCGACGCCUUCGAAUGCAUCUGUCCGCCAAAGAAAGAAAUCUG